Messenger RNA from Salvelinus sp. IW2-2015, 1184 nucleotides. RefSeq names its product piercer of microtubule wall 1 (gene pierce1). Gene Ontology annotation, biological process: axoneme assembly. The record is from RefSeq and is a predicted model, not a curated record. Gene Ontology annotation, cellular component: axonemal microtubule. Lineage: Eukaryota; Metazoa; Chordata; Actinopteri; Salmoniformes; Salmonidae.
CGUCACCGGUCUACUAGCUGCCACCGAUUCCCUUUUCCUUUUCUGUURGUUAUGUCUUAUUGGUUUCACCUGUUUCUCGUUUGGGGUUUGGUUUAGGGCUAUUUAAGCCUGUUAUGCCCGCCUGCUUUUGUACGGGCUUGUUUCUCUGUUCUGUUUUGUGGACGGUAUUGUUUGURUUUUUCCGGACUGUUUGUGUCCUGKUUUGGGCCGGUCAUUUAUUCGCCUGUUGUUUUGGCAUGACCUUUUCUCACCGGAAUAAAUACGGUUUUCCUUAAACCUCUGCUCUCUGCGCCUGACUCCGCACCCACCACUCCUAGUUACGUAACAACAGUUCUGAUAAUUCUUCAAAUAUAUUGUUUUACACAAUAUCUUGUCACAACACUGGCAAACCAUGGCUGACCAACUCCCUGACUUUUAUACCAUAAGGUUCAUGAUCAUUCUAGUAUUCUAAUUCCUACUUCUAUAGCCCGUAUAAUAGGAUCUCUAUGGUUCCAACCCUCCGACGUCACCUCGUUACAGUUGUGUUGGUAGCAACUCAUUUAAACAGUAGCCUACUCCUUGUUGUCGUGCGCAUCGGGGCCCGAAUCCUUCGUCUCAUAAUCAUGGAUUCUGAAAACUAUGUGGGAACUCAUCCAUCAGACGGCAAUGAAGCUAUGAAAACCAGUGACGUUUACAAAGUGGACAAAAAUCUUCCUAAGCGUUUUAAUAACCCCGAUUGCUUUCAAGGCUACAGUACGAAGAAAAACCACCCAUUCUACCAGACAUCAAGCCAAAUAUAUGGAAGCAAGAGACCAACCGUUCAUGAAAUGCCUACAACUUUUAAUGGCAGUUAUCGGAAGUUUUCAGAACACAUGCUGAAAAGUGGGAUGUUCAGAGAUAACGGUUUCAACACGUCCAUUGAGAAGAGCAAAAUCACAGGACACGACACCAUCCCCAUGUUUCAAGACAGGAUCAACUUUAAUUAUGCAUACGACAGUGGGAAUGGUCCAAAGAAUUGAAAACAUUACUCCACCUACCUUAAUUAAUUUUCAUUGCUACAUUUGUAUGCCAUUCAUUCUAUUUGCCUUUUAUAAGGAUCAAUUCCUAUAAUGAGUAUUUAAACAUCAUACAGAACAUUCACCUUCUUUUAUUAGACCCCACCUACCAUUGGUGAUUGGUUCAAUAAAAACCUUACCCCAACAUCA